AUGCUCGGCGCCAUUUCGCAGAGAAGGGGCCAUCAAGCAGUACUGAUCAGCCGGUUGGGUGGCAGUGCGCUGCGCUCGCCAAGCAGUGACAGGCCCAUGUCAGCGACAUACAACAGCGGGGCAGCGGGCAUCAACCUUGCUGGAGGCGUGGGGCACACAGAUGCCCGCUCAGCUCGCCCUUCGCUCGCCAAAUCCAUGCGGCGAUCUACUGGAUCGGGGUCGACGCCCGAGCAACAACGCCGCACCUACCGGCUUCUUCCCACGCAAACAGUGGCAAUCGCAGAAUCUGCCAUCAACUUCUCUGGGUCACCUCAUCUUUUAUUCGAUGGGUCUGUCAUCACGUCGGCGACUGAGGCUGGUGGAGCGUGGAAACAGCACAACAAGGGCAACGGUGUGCGCUUGGUGGCGGAUGUUGUAGAAGAUUCGCCGGGCGAGGUGCAGUUCUUACGACGCGGAGACGCAAGCUCGAGCGAGCUGAAAGGAACGAGCCACAUCGCUCGCACUGCGCAAGAGGCUGAGGAUGUAGCCAGUGCAAUGCUCAAGAAUCUCGUCUUGAGCCCCAAGCCGCCAUUCCUGCCCAAGUCCGUCGGCCAGCUGCUCGUGACGCCCGUCCAAGCUCCUCAUCCGAGCUCUCAGAGAUCAGGCCUAUCCAUGCAAAAUGCCAAGGUGGCUUUGCAGCCAGACGCGCGCAAAUACAGCGUCCUGUUGCACGCUGAUCGCGCCGUGCACUCGGUGGGACAUGAUGGCCGAACGCAGCUUGGACCUACUCUGCUCAUCAGACCAGGUGCUGCGAGCGAUGCCAGCCUCAUCGAGCUGCACAGACAUGGCGAUGACGAGGUGGUAGCAGUGCCAAUCGAUGUGCUGCCUUUGGCGAACAGGAAGCUCCCGCAGCCCACUCCACUGGGUGCUCAGGCGGCCUGCGCCUCAGAGAUCGACGCAUUGAUCCGCCAAGUGGGUAGCCGUGCGGCAGAGGAAGCCCUGACGCAAUUGUCAAAAGCAGCAGAUUUGGAGCAAACGCGACGUGAAAAGCUAGCGCAUUUCCUUCGCGAGCUGUUUGUGAUGUUCUGGAAGGGCGAUGCUGAAAGAAUUGCGGUCAAGCUUGCGAUCACUGCUGAUGGUAACGUCCAAUUGGACAGCGACGUGCCCACAGUCGGCAUCGAAGCUUCGUUCGACGAUUUCUCUCUUUUCCGUCAAUCUGAUCUGACCGAGAUGCGGUCCAAGAGUGGCGCACGAUGGUCAGCAAGCUCUCCAGGCGAGGCUAACAGCACCACGCCGCUUGAUGCGUCUUCUGCACGCGCACACGAGCUUCAUCCACUCGAGCGCAAGGCGGAGGAAGCUGGCAUGGUGUACAGAAAGCAUCAGGGACACAUUGGCUUGUUCGGAUACGGCGCUGGGAUGGGCAUGGGCACCUUUGAUGGAAUUCGAGUUGCUGGUGGCGAGGUGAGUUGGAAUACCGUGCGUCCCACCCUAGUCUCGUAAAAGAACCAACCUGAUGCACGCUCCGCCACCUCCCACCGAUGUACAGCCGGCAAACUUUGUGAGUCGUGUGCUCGAGUUGGUGUGCUUCCGUCAUUGAAUCCUGCGAAUUCUCCUUGACCCCUUGCUUAAUGGUCUGCGCACAGUUCGACGGAGGCGGCGGCGCAAGCGCUGAAAAUGCUCGGGCUGCUAUGGAGAUCUUGAGUAUGGACCCCGAUGUCCAUGUCAUCUUUGUCAACAGUGAGUGUUAGAGGCAUGCUCUCUUCGCAUAUUCGCUGCGAGAUUCUCGGCAGGCUUACCACUUCUUCAUCCUGCUUGACCUGAUCAGUCUUUGGCGGCAUUACGCGAACAGACCUUGUUGCCGAGGGCAUCAUUCGCGCAUACACUGAGCUGGGCCUGAAGCAUAUACCUCUGGUUGUGCGUUUCCGCGGCAACAUGGCUGAAGAGGCCAAGCAAAAGCUUCGGGACGCGUCGGACAGUGUACCAGCCAAGCUGUUCGAUGACUUUGCCCAAGCUGCGGAAGAAGCCGUCAAUUUAGCUCGCAAAAGGCGUGGGCCUUCAGCGUCGAUCGUCAAUGGCGCCGUAGACCAGCGGCGGUCGUUUUCAACGGCUGCAAGCGGUCUGGCUACGAGGACGUCUGGGCUGGCGCGCACACGCGCAAUCGCUCAGCAUCUGUGCGCGCCCCCUUUCUCGAGCGCCAAGCGGUCGUUCACCACGUCAAGCACAGCCAAAGUCGAAACACACCCUCGUGGAAGUUUUGAGUUCUUGACGGGAUACGCUUUUGCGGGCAAGCCGCGUGGGCCCUCGAGCAGCGAAGGGGAGGGCCAAGAGCAAGGUUCGAAAUCCGGCGAGGCCGACAAGGCGGCAGCCGCAUCUUCUGCAUCCGCACCUCGUCUUCCUCAACAGGGAUUUGUAUCUGAUUCCGAUGUUGGUAGAUGGAGAGAUGCAAUGUUGACAGGAGGGGAAGCCGGUGAAGAUAGCUUGACUUGCUCAAAUAUGGGCUCCGAAGGUGGUACAUCGGACUCUGGUGGCCUUGGUCUUGGCACUCGUGCUGGAGAUGUCUUGCUCGGUGUUGCUGAUGGUGUUGGUGGAUGGUCAGAGAAUGGCGUAGAUCCUGCUCUUUUCAGGUGAGUAUGCAUCGUAGGCAGCGAGGGUCGUCGAGUUGAAGCGCAUAUCCUGAGAUCUUUACUCUUCGGUCACAGCCAAUCGUUGAUGUAUUACGCUACGCAAUACGCCUCCGAGGUGUUGGCAUGUCCAAACCGAUCGCGGCACUCGGUAUCUUCCUCACCUAGUGAAAGUGAAAGUGAAAGUGAAAGUGAAAGUGAAAGUGAAAGUGAAAGUGGACCUUCCACGCCUGCCACCUCACCAGGCUCAGAUGGGGGACUAGGGCACGCCGGAUCGCCCCUGUCGAUUCUUUCCCAUGCAUACUCCAAGACACUUAAGGAUGCCCGCGUCCCUGCGGGCAGCUCGACAGCCACCAUUGUGACGUUGGAUUCUCAUCGGGGUGUCCUUCGUGCGGCCAAUUUGGGAGAUUCAGGCUUUCUUGUGCUCAGAUCAUCCCCUAUCAGCAGCACAAUCAAGGACGCUUCCGGACAGACAAGUAUGCAGCAAGUUGUGCGGAAGCAAUGGGGAUCAGGAACGUCUGGUCUGCCAGUAGUCGAUGGCGUGCUCUACGCUUCUGCACCGCUGCAGCACGGCUUCAAUACGCCGUACCAGCUCGCCAAACUUCCCCCCGCUUUGAGACAGGAAGGCUCCAUCGACAGCUCGCCAAAAGAUGCUUCGCUUGUAGAAGGCCAACUCCGAGGCGGAGAUCUGAUUCUGCUUGGAACGGAUGGGUAUUUCGACAACGUCUCGCUGGUCGAGACUGCUCAGCUCGUCAACUUUGUUCGCGACAAGCAUCACCAGAGUUGGAGUGCCAGACAUCCUCCCCCGGCAACGAUGGAUCAAGCUAGCGCCGUUCCCGACAGUCAGGUCAAGUCUAGCAGCGCAGACGCACCGCAAGACGAGCUUGCUGAGGAGAGGGAGAUGGUACAGACGGUCGCACACAAGUCAGUACCAGCGCUGCAGACCCGAAACUUGGUCGACGUUACUUACCCCGCCACCCCUGAUCUUUUUUGUCUCCAGUCUCGUGCAAUUUGCGGUGAGCAGAAACUUGCAAAGCAGCCAGAUGAUGGUCGAGUGAUACUGACUUUUAAAUCACUACUUCACCCUUCAGAUCAUGUGCAUGAACUCUACUCAAAAGCAAUCCCCUUUCGAGCGUGAAGCAGCAAGGCACGGCAUCCGGUAUCCAGGCGGUAAAGUGGACGGUGAGUAAUGCCAGGCGGGGUCGACCCCACACUAGUCGUGCGACGACCGAGUAAGCGCUGUCUCCUUGUCUGACUUGCGUCAAUUUCGUCCUGUAAACUGUCAGAUGUCGCGCUUGUUGCUGCCCUCGUCGUAGAGCGCUGA
Ceraceosorus bombacis is the source of this 3924-nucleotide messenger RNA. The record is from the annotation of a GenBank genome assembly. Lineage: Eukaryota; Fungi; Basidiomycota; Exobasidiomycetes; Ceraceosorales; Ceraceosoraceae.